Mugil cephalus (flathead mullet) is the source of this 2556-nucleotide messenger RNA. It is a transcript of the gene atp6v1b2a, whose product is annotated as ATPase, H+ transporting, lysosomal, V1 subunit B, member a. Gene Ontology annotation, cellular component: proton-transporting V-type ATPase, V1 domain. Lineage: Eukaryota; Metazoa; Chordata; Actinopteri; Mugiliformes; Mugilidae. The record is from RefSeq and is a predicted model, not a curated record. Gene Ontology annotation, molecular function: proton-transporting ATPase activity, rotational mechanism; ATP binding. The coding region runs from base 108 to 1619 and encodes 503 amino acids. The transcript is spliced from 14 exons. Gene Ontology annotation, biological process: proton transmembrane transport; ATP metabolic process.
AGUGUCAUAUGACCAGAGCUCUGCUGUCACUUAUGUUAUUCAGUUGCACUUAGCAAAGCACACCGACCGACGAUAGCUUUCUCAGGUUUUCCUUACUUGACCAUACAAUGGCAACACUCGUGGCAAACCGGGCGAUGGACGUCAACGGCUUGGCAGCAGCUGCGAGAACACACACCCAAGCUGUGACCAGGAAUUACAUCUCUCAACCCAGGCUGACCUACUCCACCGUGUCAGGUGUAAAUGGACCUCUGGUGAUCCUUGAUAAUGUGAAGUUUCCCAGAUAUGCUGAGAUUGUUCAUCUGACCCUGCCGGAUGGUACCAAAAGGAGCGGGCAGGUCCUGGAGGUGAUUGGAAGCAAAGCAGUCGUCCAGGUUUUUGAGGGAACAUCAGGCAUUGAUGCCAAGAAGACGGCCUGUGAGUUCACUGGGGAUAUCCUGCGUACUCCGGUGUCAGAGGACAUGUUGGGGCGUGUGUUCAACGGCUCAGGUAAACCCAUUGACCGCGGACCCAGUGUUCUGGCUGAGGACUACUUGGACAUCAUGGGUCAGCCCAUUAAUCCUCAGUGCCGUAUCUACCCGGAGGAAAUGAUCCAGACUGGCAUCUCAGCCAUAGAUGGCAUGAACAGCAUUGCCAGAGGCCAGAAGAUCCCCAUUUUUUCUGCUGCUGGGCUGCCCCACAAUGAGAUUGCUGCACAGAUCUGUCGCCAGGCUGGCUUGGUGCAGAAGUCUAAAGAUGUGAUGGACUACAGCGCUGAGAACUUUGCCAUUGUCUUUGCAGCCAUGGGGGUCAACAUGGAAACUGCACGAUUCUUCAAGUCAGACUUUGAGGAAAAUGGCUCCAUGGACAACGUCUGCCUUUUCCUGAACCUAGCCAAUGACCCCACUAUCGAGCGUAUCAUCACACCUCGGUUGGCACUGACUACAGCAGAGUACCUGGCCUACCAGUGUGAGAAGCACGUCCUGGUCAUCCUCACUGACAUGAGCUCUUACGCUGAGGCUCUGAGAGAGGUCUCCGCUGCCAGAGAGGAAGUGCCUGGCCGUCGUGGAUUCCCUGGCUACAUGUACACUGACCUGGCCACCAUCUAUGAACGUGCUGGCCGAGUAGAGGGCAGAAACGGCUCCAUCACCCAGAUCCCCAUUCUCACCAUGCCCAACGAUGACAUCACCCAUCCAAUUCCUGAUCUGACUGGAUACAUUACUGAGGGUCAAGUCUACGUUGACAGACAGCUACACAACAGACAGAUCUACCCACCAAUCAAUGUGUUGCCCUCGCUGUCCCGUCUAAUGAAGUCUGCCAUUGGUGAGGGGAUGACCAGGAAGGACCAUGCUGAUGUGUCCAACCAACUGUAUGCCUGUUAUGCCAUUGGCAAGGAUGUCCAGGCCAUGAAGGCCGUGGUGGGAGAAGAGGCCCUCACCUCUGAUGAUCUGCUCUACCUGGAGUUUCUACAGAAGUUUGAGAAGAAUUUCAUUGCUCAGGGACCGUACGACAACAGGACAGUAUAUGAAACCUUGGAUAUCGGCUGGCAGCUGCUGCGAAUCUUCCCCAAGGAGAUGCUCAAGAGGAUUCCUCAGAGCACCCUCGCAGAGUUUUACCCCAGGGAGUCUGCAGCUCGUCACUGAGGCACAGUUGAUGGUGGUCUGUUUCUAGCCCAACUCACCUGCCUACCCCCUCCCUCCUUUCUCUGUAUUCCUUUCUUCCUUUCGUCUCACCCUACACCCCUUGUACUUGCAGGGACUUGUAGACUGAUGUUUUCAAGCCCUCACCAAUACCAAACCUCACCAUCCUUCCCCCAUUGUUCUUACUCUAGUUCUUCUCCUUCCCAUGAAUCAAUGCUCAAACGCUCUUUUCCCCUACCCUGAAAGAGAACAGGGCAAUAAUCUCCCCCUUCUGUAGGUGUACUGUAGGUAUCCGUGUCCAUAAAUUGUGUAUAGAAAGUGUCCGUGGUUGUAAUAUCUACCCUUGAUUGCAAAAUGUGAACAUAUCAUUAUAAUUUUAGAUCAGUCCUUAUUUAUUCAAGUGUGUUACUGCUGGAUCUUCCUUUUUCCCCUCAGAUAAAAGUUGUGUAAAACCCCCCUCUAAAACAACUGGAUCCCACUGAAGAGAGAUGUGCGCAUAGGUAAUACUCCAAAUACAGUACCCCUUCAGUCAGGACCAGUUAGUAAAGCUCAAUGAGUUUGGAAUUGUUUGAGCUUGGUUGAAAUGUUGAUUCAAAUUGAUUGACAUCUUUUAAACUAGGACUGAACUACAUGUCACCAUAAAGGUAUUAGCUGGGGCAACUGCUGUGCUUUUCCUCAGUAAACACAGAUCAGAUGUUUACUGCACGUUUCAUUUUACUUCUUCUCUUUUUACUUUCAUUUGGGUCCUCUUGCUUCAUCUCCUUACUCCAAGCACAGUGGACAUUUACAUUUGUAUUUUGUUGUUUGAUUUGUGUUGCAAAAAAGACAAGUAUAUAAGAGUAUAUUAAACAUUCCCUUCUGCAGAAACAAAUUAUCUGUUGUGAAACUGUAAUGGUUGUGUGAGUUUGUGUCCAUGAAUAAAUUAAAUUAUAUGACAAAA